CCCCUCGCUCCCCAUAAACCCUAACCCAACAAAAAAGACUGACUAAAAAGGCAAAAAAAACCAUUUGUUUUGCUGGAAACCAAACCAUGAUCAGUCACCCUUCCUUUUCCUCUAGUUUCAAACACAAAUCAUGGAGCUAACCCUAGCUCAUCGCAGCCUUUUCUUUCCUCUUAAAAGAUGUUAAUUUUCUUGCGCAGUCUCUUCGGCAUCGGACGCAGAACCUCUCAUCGUCUCACCGCCUUCUCCCAUAACCCUAAUCACAUCUCCAACACUUGUUCUUCAUCUCCAUCUCUAGUUUCUCCUUUCAUUUGGUUGAGCUGUUUCAUCUGCUUGAUUCGCUUUCCCUUUGUUAGCAACCGGCAUUUUCACAAUUUUGACUGUUUUAACAAGGAUUCUGUCCGAGAAAUCGUUCGGGAACAACGCUGGGACGAUUUUCGGAUUGUGAGUUUGUUUGAUUCGGCUUUGGCGCCGAUUUGGGCUUCUAGGGUUUUGGUGGAAUUGAGCCAGGACGCGAGGCUGGCAUUGAGGUUUUUCGAAUGGGCCAAGGGUAGGAUUGGGUUUCAGCAUACUUCGGAGGCCUACUGUAUUCUAGUUCACAUAUUGUUUUGUGCUAGACUUUACUCCGAUGCCACUGCGGUCUUGAAAGAAUUGAUUUGUUUGAGGCGGGUUUUGCCCAGUUGGGAUGUGUUUGAUUUGUUGUGGGCCACGAGGAAUGUUUGUGUUCCGGGUUUUGGCGUUUUUGAUGCUUUGUUUAGUGCUUUGAUUGAGUUGGGGAUGCUUGAAGAAGCGAGUGAGUGUUUUUUGAAGAUGAGGAAGUUUAGGGUGUUUCCGAAGCCUAGGUCUUGCAAUGCUCUUUUACAUAGGCUUUCAAAGGUGGGGAGAGGGGAUUUGUCUAGGAAGUUUUUUAAAGAUAUGGGUGCAGCGGGGAUCAAACGGUCGGUCUUUACUUAUAAUAUAAUGAUAGACUAUUUGUGCAAAGAAGGGGAUUUGGAAAUGGCGAGAAGCUUGUUUACACAGAUGAAAGAGGCAGGUUUCAUGCCGGAUAUUGUAACUUACAAUUCUCUUAUUGAUGGGCAUGGAAAGUUGGGGCUAUUGGAUGAGUGUAUAUGUAUAUUUGAACAAAUGAAGGAUGCAGCAUGUGAUCCUGAUGUUAUAACAUAUAAUGCUUUAAUAAACUGUUUUUGUAAAUUUGAAAGGAUGCCAAAGGCCUUUGAGUUUCUCCAUGAGAUGAAGGCAAAUGGGUUGAAACCAAAUGUUGUAACAUAUAGCACAUUUAUUGAUGCUUUUUGCAAGGAAGGGAUGUUGCAAGAGGCAAUAAAGUUUUUUGUUGACAUGAGGCGAGUUGCACUCACUCCUAAUGAAUUCACAUAUACGUCUUUGAUUGAUGCGAAUUGUAAAGCAGGUAACUUGGCUGAAGCUUUGAAGCUGGUUGAGGAGAUAUUGCAGGCAGGAAUUAAGUUGAAUGUUGUUACUUAUACGGCAUUGUUGGAUGGUCUUUGUGAAGAAGGGAGGAUGAAGGAAGCAGAGGAAGUGUUUAGGGCAAUGCUGAAAGCUGGGGUGACCCCUAACCAGGAAACCUAUACUGCCCUUGUUCAUGGCUUUAUUAAAGCUAAAAAAAUGGAGUAUGCCAAGGAUAUUUUAAAAGAAAUGAAAGAAAAAUGUGUCAAACCAGACUUGUUGCUCUAUGGAACGAUUUUGUGGGGCCUUUGCAAUGAAAGCAGACUUGAGGAAGCAAAGCUUUUAAUUGGCGAAAUUAAGGAAAGUGGUAUAAAUACAAAUGCUGUCAUUUAUACAACUCUUAUGGAUGCCUAUUUCAAGGCAGGUCAAGCCACUGAAGCACUCACUCUGUUAGAAGAAAUGCUGGACUUGGGUUUAAUCCCCACAGAAGUGACUUAUUGUGCAUUAAUUGAUGGCUUGUGCAAAUCAGGAUUAGUGCAGGAAGCAAUGCACCAUUUUGGUAGGAUGUCAGAAAUUGGUUUGCAACCCAAUGUUGCAGUUUAUACUGCUUUAGUUGAUGGCUUGUGUAAAAAUAAUUGCUUUGAAGUGGCCAAGAAGCUGUUUGAAGAAAUGCUGGACAAAGGUAUGAUGCCAGAUAAAAUCGCUUACACUGCUUUGAUUGAUGGGAACAUGAAGCAUGGCAAUCUUCAGGAAGCCUUGAAUUUGCGAGACAGGAUGAUUGAAAUUGGAAUGGAGCUUGAUCUGCAUUCUUACACUGCCCUGAUUUGGGGACUGUCUCACAGUGGUCAAGUGCAAAAAGCAAGGAAUUUGCUUGAUGAGAUGAUUGGAAAGGGUGUGCUUCCUGAUGAGGUUGUUUAUAUGUGUUUGAUAAAGAAGUAUUAUGCACUAGGGAAAGUGGAUGAAGCUCUAGAACUGCAGAAUGAAAUGGCAAAGAGGGGUAUGAUUACUGGUCUUAGUGAUCAUGCUGUUCCUAGUGUGCAAACUUAAGAUGUAUAAGUGCUUGCACAUCUCAAUUUGUUGGUUCUGUGUUGAAAUUUUCAACUAGCGAGAUGAAAAUGAUUCAUUUUAUUUUCAUUGAGAAGAAACAGGGUUCAUGAAAUACAAAAAUACUGGAUGGAUGUGAAAGACUUGUUGCUAGCAUAUUGUUGAUGAUGAUUUGCUGAUAUGAGCUGUCCUUGGAUACCUAUGGACACUUGUUAAAAAUCCUUAGCGAUCUCAUAAUGCAAAAUCUGCUAGAGCAAGUUCUUACUCCUGAGCAUUCAUGUCACUAUCAAUAGAUGGAAUUUUAUAUCUCUGCCACACAAACCUAUUCAACUUCUUACAAGCCAGUUGGAUCCUAAGUUGGAAGAAAGAUGUUGACUCAGGUUCACGUUAGCAUGAAAUCAGCCAAGUGAAACUGUACAACACAGUUUAGAGGGAAAAAAAACCUUUGCUUAGUUACCAUUUAUGGUUUGUCCAAAUUUAUCUUCAUGUGGAGAUGGUGGAUGAAAUUCUUAUUAUGGUUAAACAAAUUCAAGUCAGAUGGAUCACACCAUGGCUGCUUAUAUGAGAUGACAGGAACUGAUUCUCCACUCUCUCUUUAGCACAUGAAACAACCUCACCUUCACCCCCCAGCCCAUUGCUCCCACUCCUUGGAAGCACUUGUGAUAGUCAUGGUGGGACCUCCCGCAACAGCUGGAUUGCAUAGCAAGACAGGCCCACCACCACCUGCAAAUGAUCCAGGUGUCUUUCUCCUGUCUGAUUUCACCAUAAAGCCCAUUGCAAGUGAUGGUGAAGAGUGGUAUCUUUGUCCACUACAACAGAACGACCACAGUAAUCCCCUAUCUUUUUGAACACCUGACACCAGAAAUACAAUGGAAGCCACACCAGAAAAAGAAGAUUCUGGACGCCUCUCUCAUAGCUAAUGAGGUGGUUGAUUAUUGGCAGAAGCGGAAAGAGAAAGGGCUGGUUUGCAAACUGGAUAUUGAAAAAACCUAUGAUAGUAUUAAUUGGAACUUCCUCGUGAAGGUUUUGCACAAGAUGGGCUUUGGGUCUCAUUGGAUGGAGUGAAUUUGGUGGUGCAUCUCAACUGCAAAAUUUUCUGUUCUUGUCAACGGGGUGUCAACAGGCUUCUUUUCCAGUUCAAAGGGGCUGCGUCAAGGAGAUCCCAUUUCUCCUUACCUUUUUGUUUUGGGUAUGGAAGUGCUGAGUGCACUUAUAAGAAGGGCUGUUGAUGGGGGCUUCAUUUCUGGUUGCAGACUUCGAGGGAGAGGGGGGAUGGAGAUGAAUGUGUCCCACUUGCUCUUUGCUGAUGACACAAUCAUCUUCUGCGAAGCAAGGAAGGAGCAUCUAACUCAUCUUGGCUGGAUUUUGGCGUGAUUUGAGGCGGCUUCUGGUCUUAGGAUUAAUCUGGCUAAGAGUGAAUUAAUUCCUGUUGGGGAGGUUGAAGAUAUUGAGGAUAUGGUUGUGGAGUUAGGGUGCAGAGUGGGGGAUUUUCCUGUUAAGUAUUUGGGGCUGUCCCUUGGAGCCCAUCACAAGGCCUUGUCUAUGAGGGAUGGGGUGGAAGAAAGAAUGAGGAGAAGAUUAGCUCUUUGGAAAAAGCAUUACUUGUCUAAGGGCGGGAGAAUUACCCUCAUUAAAAGUACAUUGGCCAGUAUUCCCAUCUACCAAUUGUUCCUUUUUUGAAUGCCCAAGUUAGUGGUAAAAAGGCUUGAAAAAUUACAAAGAGAUUUUCUUUGGGGAGGGGGAAGCCUGGAAAGGAAAAUCCACUUAAUCAAUUGAGAGGUGGUGUGCACUCAAAAGGAGAAGGGGGGUCUUGGCAUUCGGAAGAUUGUUUUAUUGAAUAAGGCUUUGCUGGGUAAGUGGAUAUGGAGAUUUGCCUUUGAAAAAGAUUUAUUUUGGAAGAAGGUGAUCGGGGUGAAGUAUGGCCAAGAGAGAUGUGGUUGGAGAACUAAUGAAGCUCGUGGUAUUUUUGGAGUGGGGGUUUGGAAGGAGAUCCUGAAGGAGGCAAGUUGGUGUUGGGAUAACAUUGAGUUCAAGGUGGGGAAGGGAACUAAGGUCAAGUUCUGGAUUGACCAUUGGUGCAGGAACGCAGUGCUGUCCCAAAAUUUUCCCCAGCUUUAUGCCAUGGCGGUCUUUAGAAAUGCAACGGUCAAUGAAGUGUGGGAUUCAAGCCUUGGUCAAGGAGGGUGGAAUCUCAGAUUGUCUAGAGAUUCUAAUGAUUGGGAGUUGGAUGUAAUAGAAGAGCUGCUUCUUUUGCUAAGGGACUUCAUGAUUUCUUCAGAAGAGGACUUAGUGUUAUGGAAAGGAGGGGGUCUUGAUAUUUUUCAGAUUCGGGAUGCUUAUAAUUUGCUGGCUGCCCCCAAUCCCCUCGUCUUUCUGAAAAAGAGCAUUUGGGUGGAUAAGGUUUCAAUCAAAGUUGCUUUCUUUGCGUGGGAGGCUACUUGAGAAAAAAUCCUCACGUUGGAUAGGCUUCAAAAACGAAGGUGGCAGCUCUCUAAUCAUUGUUAUUUGUGUGGCUGUGAAGAGGAAAAUGUAAAUCACAUUUUUUUACAAUGUACAGUGGUCAGGGUCCUCUGGGAGAUCGUCUUUGCCUUGUUUGGGGCUCAAUGGGUGUUCCCAGAGACAGUCAAAGAGGUGUUAUUUUGUUGGAGGGGCCUUUUUGUGGGGAAAAA
Molecule: messenger RNA, 5111 nt
Organism: Vitis riparia (riverbank grape)
Lineage: Eukaryota; Viridiplantae; Streptophyta; Magnoliopsida; Vitales; Vitaceae
Product: putative pentatricopeptide repeat-containing protein At2g02150
Exons: 3
Coding region: 178-2445 (755 amino acids)
Molecular function (GO): protein binding
Source: RefSeq, a predicted model, not a curated record